Molecule: messenger RNA, 3786 nt
Organism: Brassica rapa (field mustard)
Lineage: Eukaryota; Viridiplantae; Streptophyta; Magnoliopsida; Brassicales; Brassicaceae
Product: serpin-Z1-like
Molecular function (GO): serine-type endopeptidase inhibitor activity
Source: RefSeq, a predicted model, not a curated record
UCAUCCAUUUUCUUUUCUUGAUUAAAGAAGACAAAACUGAUACCUAAUUAAUUAAUCACACCACUGGCACUAAUUAACAUUUAAUCACCUUCGUAGGCCUGGUACGACGACUUUUGGGUCAUUUAGAACUUUUCAUGUCAAAUCGUUCACUAUAAAAGCACGUCAACUCUUUCUUUCCCAAGUUGUUAUCACCUUUCCCUCCCUCUUGUUGCAGAUUAAAAAUGGAUUUGAGAGAAUCUAUGAAGAAGCAAAACGAACUCGCCAUGUUCCUUGCGAGGCACGUCUUCUCUUCAGAGGCCAAAAAACACUCUAACAUCGUCUUUUCACCUGCCUCAAUAUACUCCGCUCUAACUCUAGUGGCUUCUGCUCCCAGCGAACCCUCGGUUGCCGAUGAGAUCCUCUGCUUCCUGAAGUCUUCGUCCACCGAUGAGCUCAACGCUGUCUUCACCGAGAUCGUUUCCGUCGUCUACACUGGCGGUAACGCCAACGGCGGGCCAGAGAUCUCGUCGGUCAAUGGCGUCUGGAUCGAGAAAACUCUCUCCCUUGACCAUAAGUUCAAAUAUCUAUUGGAGAAUUUCUUCAAAGCUGCUUUCAAACUCGUAGAUUUUAUAUCAAAUGCCGAAGAAGUGCGUAUGGAUGUGAACUCAUGGGUUCAAGAAAGCACCAAUGAUCUCAUCAAGGACCUUCUUUCUCCUGGUUCCGUUACAAACGAAACCGAACGUGUUUAUGCGAACGCAUUGUACUUCAAGGGCACUUGGCAAACCCCAUUUGAUGACUACGAUACUCGCAAGAGAAAGUUUAACCUUCUCAAUGGCUCGACAGUGCCUGUGCCAUUCAUGACAAGUGAUGAGGACCAAUACAUAGCUGCUUACGACGGUUUCAAGGUUGCUAGACUACCUUUCCAGGGAGGCCGUGGUGAUACCAAUCGCACGUUCGCUAUGUAUUUCUAUCUACCCCGCAAGAAAGAUGGGUUGGAUAAUCUUGUGGAGAGAAUAGCAACCACUCCUGGAUUCUUGGAUGCUCACAUUCCGGGUCGUGAAGUUAAAGUUGGGACAUUCAGAAUCCCAAAGUUUGAGAUCUCGUUCGGUUUCUUGGUUUCGGAGGUUUUUAGUCAGUUGGGACUGGAUUCAAAUAAAUUGUACCACAAAGCUUGUAUUAGGAUAGAUGAAUCAGGCGUUGAAGCUGCGGCUGCCACUGCUGAUGAAGCCUGUGGCUGCUAUCUUGGUAUGGAACCUCCGAAGAGGAUAGAUUUUGUGGCUAAUAAACCAUUUCUUUUCUUGAUUAGAGAAGACACAACUGGAACUGUUUUGUUUGUUGGUCAAAUCUUUGAUCCCUCCCAGUCUUCAUAGGCUCCCAUUAGCAAAAACAUAAGUUCAUUUGGUCUCUGUUUUAUCUAUGUUUUCCCUAAGUUUUAGGAGCUAUGAAUGACUCCAUCGUAGUACCUGUAAUUUUGUGGUUUUGGUGGAAAAUGUAUAUUACAGUUUAGCGAGAAAAUGUAAUUUUGGAGUUUUGUUGGAAAAAUAUAAUUAUGCAGUUUCGGAGGGAAAAUAACGGAAAUGAGAUUUUGCGGUUUUGAUGGAAAAUGUGUUUUACGUUUUUUUUCAAAAAUUGUGAUUGCGACAAAAUGUGUUUUUUGAUUUUGAUGGGAAAAUGUAGUUUUACGGUUUUGACGAAAAAUGUUUUUUGCGAUUUUGAUAGGAAAAAUUAGUUUUAUAAUUUUGACGGAAAAAGGCUUUUACAGUUUCAACAGAAAAAAUGAUUUUGCGGUUUUUGCGGGAUAUGUGAUUUGGUGUUUUUUGCAUUGUUGGCAAGAAAAUGUAAUUUUGUGAUUUUUGCGGAAAAAUAUUUUUGCAUUUUUGGCAAAAAAUGUUAUUUGACGGCUUUUUGAAGUUUUGACAUGAGAAUGUAGUUUUAUGAUUUUGAAGAAGUGUAUUUUUACUCUUUUGACGAAAAAUGUGAUUUUACAGUUUUGACUGAAAAAUGUAAUUUAACGGUUUUAGAGUGAAAAUGUGAUCAUCUUCUGUACACAACACAACACAACAACAAGGAGAAAAAUAAAAUAAAAAUAAAACACAAAUCACCUCAAUGAACAUGAAAAUUUAUAAUCUUAAAUUUGUUUUAUACAUUUUUUUCCUUGGGAGACUGUGGUCAAUGAAAUGAUUAAACCAAGAUUAACAUGCUUUAAUUACAUGACUAAUUAACAUUAAAUCACAAAUCAGAAACUCUGGUGAGGAAUUGGAGUUGCCUAAGGAGAGGACUGAGAGUCUCCAUGAGUUUCUCACAAGGAUGAUUAUGAACACCUUCGUAGGUUGUUACGACGACUUUUGGAUCUUUUGCCAAUCUCUGCACUUGUUUCUUCACGUUGCAUGUAUGGUAGGUGCAUCUAUAAUAGCUUCUGCAAUAUUUUUGUUGUUGCCAACCCCAAUGAAUAAUGAAUCAAUCCAUAUAUGAUACUGUAUUAAUGAAGCUAUCGGGAUAGUUUAAUGAAGCUAUGUUAAAUCUUAUACAACAAAAUUCAUAUGAUCACGAGGUUUUAUUCGCGAUAAAUAUUUCAGAAACCAGAUCCAUGUAAUAUUGGGUAUUGAUUAUGUAAAUGUUUUACAAAAAUAGAUUAAGUACAUCCAUUUUUAAUUUAAGAACUGACUAGAUCUCGACCCGUACAACUGUGCGGAUUUCUUAUUUCUAUACUAAAAUAUUUUAGUUUAUAUAACAAAAUUUACCAAUAACUUAAUGUAAUUUAGUGUUAUAUAUUAUGUAAUUCUAUAAUAGCUAUGUUUACGUGGUUUAUAUAUUAUUACUAUAAAUUUUGUAUUUUUGUAACAAAAAUUAUUUUAGAAACUUUAUUAUGUAACAAUAUUAAUUUACAUAUUUUUUAUUUAAAAUUUAAAAUUUAUAUGAAAGCAAAUUAAAUUAGAUCUAUAUAGUAGAGAAGAUUUUUUUUAAAAUACUGUAAAAAAUUUCUUUUAAAGAAAUACUAUAAUACAUUGUACUUCAAAAUAAGUUUGUCGUAAACAUCAUAUUUGAGAAAUACACUAAGUUGGAUAAAAUAUCUUCUUUGAAUUUGAAAUAAAAAUGAAUCUUUCAACAAAAUCUUUGUAAUUUUUAUUUUUGAAAAUUAAUCAGAUGGAAUUGUUAUUAUCAUUGAAUAUAUAAUUAUAAUACUCUGUAUAAUUUUAAAUUUUCAUAUAUAAAUCAAAACUAAAAUAAACUUUAAUUUCUAAUUAUAGUUUAUGAUAAAUAAAUUAAAAUUAAUUACUUUUGUAUAUACAAUUUAAAAUAAUUCUGAAAAUGUUUUUAAAAGAUUUUGUUUAGAACUUUCUUUAAAAAAAUCAUUUGUAUUCAAUUAUAAAGAUAAAUACUACAAUAUUAUAAACAAAAUAUUGGGUAUUAUUGGGUAUUGAUUAUGUAAACCAGAUCCAUGUAAUAUUGGGUAUUGAUUAUGUAAAUGUUUUACAAAAAUAGAUUAAGUACAUCCAUUUUUAAUUUAAGAACUGAUUCCUCAGUUAAAAUUUGGGUUACUUUCGAUAUGCAUAACAAUUAUCUAAACUACAGACUUAGAGCUUGAUUGGUUUCCCCGCUACCACCCGCAAACGCAGCUUUUGCGGUUGGUAGCGGUUGACAGCGUUUCAAAACAAUCAUACAAACCGCUACAAAUCGCUUCAAACCGUUCCGAACCUCUUAAAUUCAAAAGCUGAUUCCAGCUAGCGUUUGCGGUUGCGGGCGGUUGCGGGAGGAUAAUUUUUUUUUAUUUUUUUUUAAAACCAUAUAAAUACAAAAAUAAAAAUA